This is a messenger RNA of Hydatigera taeniaeformis, 594 nucleotides long. The record is from the annotation of a GenBank genome assembly. Lineage: Eukaryota; Metazoa; Platyhelminthes; Cestoda; Cyclophyllidea; Taeniidae.
AAGCCCUUCCGCACCUUGUUGCAGCACUUUCCUGACUUCAGUACUCGUGACGCACACGGUAACUACGUGGAUUGUGCUCGGUGGUUCGGUAGCCUUGUCAUCUCUAAGUCUUGUGAAAACGCCGUUGUUGUUUGGAUGCCUGGAGAUAUUGAGUCCGCUACUGCACCUGCCUCUCUUGAUCUCCACGACCUCCUACCUCCACGUCUCAUCGAUAUUGACAGCAGCAGUGGCUGUGGCAAUGGCCCCAGGGCACGACAAAUGACGGGUGUACCGCUGGAGACGCGCUGUAGUCUAUUGCACCAGCUGCGUCUGCCUGAUUGUGAUCUCUGGUAUGUGCGUUUCGACCUCCACCUGCAACAGCGCCUCCUUGCUCUAGGCACUGGGGUGGGACUGCCGAGGAUAUUUCUGUGGGAUCUAUCCGACCUUGGAUCAACUCUUUCUCUCGUACCUAAGAUCCUUCACAUUACCGCAACAGGUGCCGGCAAUUUGAACAAUUUUGGAGCCAUUAGGCAGACUCGUUUUACCGGAGAUGGCCGCAUUCUCGUUGCCGUGGGCGACAAUGGUCUAGUUGUACGUUUUGACAGAGUCGGCUAA